Messenger RNA from Aphanomyces invadans, 1371 nucleotides. RefSeq lists its product as hypothetical. Lineage: Eukaryota; Oomycota; Saprolegniomycetes; Saprolegniales; Verrucalvaceae. The transcript has 5 exons. Gene Ontology annotation, molecular function: protein binding. Bases 1 to 1371 code for a protein of 456 amino acids. The record is from RefSeq and is a predicted model, not a curated record.
AUGCACCGCGUGAGCGACCACUUGGAGGAUCGAUACCCGUAUCGCAGCGGGUUUCGCGAAGAAAACAAUGAGAACGACGUGUCUCGGGCGUAUGGGAGCCAGGACAUCGCUCGGUACUGCCGCCUGCUCUCGCUCAAGGAAGAGCUAACGGACGAGGACCGCGUGAAAGCGCUGACCGGCCUUGUCGACCUGUUGGCGAACCAAGAAAACAAAACCAAGGCCGUCGCGGCGGGAGUUGUCGCUUCCAUGAGUCGCCUCAUGACUGUGUCGAACCACGACAUUCGCUUGGGCGCAGCUACUGUCGUCGCAGCAAUUGCAUGGGAUGCCGACGGCCUCGUUGCGAUGGACAAAGAUCCGACCCUCAUGUUCAACCUGAACUCGCUGUUGUUUGACGCAAACCCUGCAUGCAUCGAAAUGGCGACCCAAGUGCUGGUGAACUUGACGACAAAUCGCGAAGGGAUUCCAAUUGUCCUCGCGCGAAGUUACAUCCGGGAGAAGCUCGUGGCGAUGGCGACGGGGGCCGAUACAACCCUCACGACGGCCACCAUUGUUCACUUGUACCAGAUCUUUGCGCAGCUCACCAAGUCCCAACUCGGCGCGCAAGCGUGUGCUGAAGUGCACGUCGUUCCAGCGCUGAUCCGCAUUUUGCACAAUCCGCUCUUGUUUCCUGCCAAGUUGCUGCGCCACGUUGUGCAAACCGUGUGGAACCUGGCCACGCAUAACGAAGGGAAAGUCGAGGCCAUCUCGUUGAACGUCGUGGAGCUGUUGAUCAAAGUGCUCACGGGGGCACAGAAGCACGUGUUCUCGAGUCUCGGUCGGGACGCCGAGCUCGACUUGAUUCGCAUCACGUCGGGGGCACUCAUGGCGCUCGCGACGGCCGAAGUGGCCAAGCCCAAACUUCUCGCGACCGGCAUCGAUCCGUUGGUUGCGUGCCUCUUUGUGAGCGCGUCCAGGCAGAACGCAAUACAGGCGUUGAAUUACAUGUGCGAAGAACGGUCGGGGCUGCUGUCUGUCGUGACUCUGCUGCUGGACCACCCGGCAUCCCUUCUCGUCGAAGUUUUCGGAGUUCGCGCAAUGCCGGCGCUCAACACGUUGCUGGAGCAGGAACUCAAGCCGACGCCUAUCGUCCUCCAGGCCAUCGCGGACGUAUGCACCGAGGAGGGCGGCGUGGACCAGAUCACGCAGUGCCUCCACAUGCUCGACAACUUGACCAAACUGUGCGAAGUCAACACAGACAUCCCCCGUGUCCCCGAGCUCGCGACGGGAAUUCUCAAGGCCGUUGCCGAGCAUGACGAUAAAGCGCGUGGGCGGGUCGAGCGCGCUCUCGAGCGCAACAAGGUUGCCCCCGCCUUUGUCAAAUCGAUCUUGUAA